Ylistrum balloti is the source of this 5083-nucleotide messenger RNA. RefSeq names its product breast cancer anti-estrogen resistance protein 1-like. The record is from RefSeq and is a predicted model, not a curated record. The transcript has 3 exons. Gene Ontology annotation, cellular component: cytoplasm; plasma membrane. Lineage: Eukaryota; Metazoa; Mollusca; Bivalvia; Pectinida; Pectinidae. Bases 303 to 3125 code for a protein of 940 amino acids. Gene Ontology annotation, biological process: cell surface receptor protein tyrosine kinase signaling pathway; cell migration. Gene Ontology annotation, molecular function: protein binding.
UAGCAGCCGUACCGUCUGCGAGGUAAAAUUGUGGUGAAUCAUUACAAGAUAGACUUUAGUGGCAGCCACCACUCUCAUCGGUUCUGACAGCUAGUGAAGAUGCACUGUUUAUGUUGUGUUUCUCUAUAAGUGAGUGAAUAUUAUUUUCCCAAGGAAAUAAAUUUGAAAAGUGAGCGGACCUAGUUCGUCUUCAAGCGUUUGAAAGACCUUGGCGAAAUAAGCUCACCUGUAAUGAUUACUUUCUCAUCAUGUAGACCUGCACUUACUUGGAUUUAAGGUGUGAAAUAUUUAAAAAAAGGAAGAUGUCGUCUAGACAGACAUUGGCGAAGGCUGUUUAUGACAACUAUGCGGAAACACCAGAUGAGGUGGCGUUUCGUCGAGGUGAUAUCCUAACUGUGCUUGAACAAGACACUGGUGGACUGGAAGGAUGGUGGCUGUGCUCCUUCCGUGGAAAACAGGGCAUAGCUCCUGGCAACCGAUUGAAACUGUUGACAGGGAUGCAUGAAACAGGGGAUGUAACUCUGGAUAACAGUCGAACAUCAAAUUCAAGCUUCGAUAUGGGCAAAAUGGUCACUUUGCCGCGGAGAAUGUCUGAUAAUGUCCGAACUACUAACACAAAUGACUAUGAUGUGCCGCCAACACGAAACCUUAACGACUCUUCAUAUAACCAUUCUUUACAUGAACAAACCAAUUACGACACUCCACCAAGUGCUAGGAAUGAGUCUGGACUAAAUACAUCCAGUUUUGACCAAUCUCUGUAUGAUACGCCACCCUCACAUAAGUCCUUUAGUUCUCCACAGGGCUCUAUGUAUGAUGUACCACCCAGUGGAGGGGAGAUGUAUGAUGUGCCUGCACCUUCAUCUAACCGAUCAAGCAUCCUAUCUAAUCUGUCACAUCUUUCUAACGAGUCAACGAUGACUUACAGUAGUAGCAACUUUUCAAAUAAAAGUCAUAGUCACAACUCAGAUCCUGCAAGCAUGUGCGACUCUGCUCGUUCAAGCAUGGACAUUUCUCCACAGGAUUUCUACGAUGUGCCACCCUCUCAUCAGGAAUCGCGUCACAUGACACUGAAUCAUAAUAAACAACCUUCUGCUGAUUCUGGGCUUGACUUAUAUGACUCUCCACCCAAAGUACGAAUGAUGCCUGAACCAGCAGAUCAGCAGGACUAUGAUGUGCCGCGCUCCGAUUAUGACACUCCAAAGUCCAUCAGUGCUACAGAUGCAGACAGGACAUUAGAACGUCAAAAAUCUCGUAAUCUGUAUGAUGCAUCUAAAACCAUUUCUUGUGAUAAACCCGAUCCAAAGGAACAUGAUAUUGAUGAUGUGUAUGAUGUGCCUCCAAGUAAUGCUCCUGUGCGGAGCAGACUUCCUUUCCAAACCAAAGGGGAAACAGGUUCUCUGUUAAAAGGGGACACUAGCACCCUUGAUAACAGCUGUUCUCUCCUUAGUGAUAUGAGUCUAAAGGUUGACCCGACAGGUGUUUAUGAUAUUCCUCCCCAGGUUACACGAGAUUCUAUGCUGUCAUCAAAGUCUGAAUCAUCUGAUGGAAUUGAUGACAAACGUCUAUCGAUAUGCAGUGUUGAUUCUCGGAACUCUGACAUACCAAUUUAUGAUGAAUUGCCACUAGAUUUGGAUGCAGCUAUGGACCUUAUGGUAAAACUGCAACAGGAUGUUCAAAGGGCUACUACAAAAUUGUCAAGUUUUGUCAGCAGUGUCUGGAGAACCAAAAACAACCUAGAACCAAAUAUCUAUGCCAUCAAGUUGGCUUCAAAUGGGGUGAAAAACUCCCUUGACGAGUUUCUAGCAUUUGCGCAAGGCACUUUGGCCAAUUCUGCAAGACUUCCUGAGAGUAAACUCAUUAAUAAAUUACAUAGACACCUUCAUCCCUUACAACAAACAUUGGUUAAAGUGAAGGGAUGUCUAAAAAAUCUAGAGGAGAGCAACUGGCAGCUUACAACGCUUGUAACCGAGGAUGCAUCAAAGAACGAUGAUCUCAACACCAUUGCCACAGUGUCGAAAGACCUAACAGCUGAUGUUAGAAAACUUGUGUCUUUGAUUCACGGUAAUUCACCACUACUGUUUAAGCGAGCAUCUGACAUCCCAGGAUAUGUGGUGGAACCAAGCUCAACUAGCUCUGUGGAGACCUGUUCUGCUGAAUCCAAACCUCCAAUACAGCCUAAACCUGUAUUGCCACCAAAACCAGGAGCUGUGGGCAAGCCAGGGAGCUUACAACACAGACCACUACCUCCACCUCCUCCUAAGGAACGGCCGCUACCCCCAACUCCAUCAGACAAGAAAAGCUUGAUGGAUGGGGAUAAGCGCAUGUCAGGUGAAUUUCAGCGAAAUUCUGAUGAUUUCCGAAGAUAUUCUGCUGAGUUCAAACGACUUUCAAUGGAGUUGAAAAACAAACAAAAUGAAAGCAAAGAAAAGGAUCUUGUUGAGGAAUAUGAUUAUGUGCACUUAGAAGCAAGAGAUGUUGAUGAGCAAAUGAAACGAAAAACCAGUUCAGAAAUAAGAGGAGAUGUUCAUGAAAUGCCAGUGCGAGACACUAGCUUAUCAGCUAAAACAAACAUGGAUGCAAAAUCAUCCGAUAAUCAUAUAAUACCAACUAAUCCUGAUAUAGACCAACCAGAUUCUGAUAAAGAAAGAAUGGUAGGACCGGUUAAUAUACGAUAUGAAAGUCCAAAAAUGACACAGACAGUGACACCAACUAUUAUAUUGGACCCUAAUGAUAAACAGGUGCUUUUCUUUUAUUCUGGACAAUUGGAAACACAUUCAACGCUUCUCAUGAAUGCUGUUGAUGCUUUCUUUGCAUGUAUAGAAAAAUGCCAAGGUCCAAAAGUGUUCAUAUCACAUAGUAAGUUUGUGGUGGUGUCCGCUCACAAGCUCGUGUACAUAGGAGACAGUCUUCACAAAAAUCUCAUGAAUAAUGAGAUCAAAAACAAGAUCAUGCAUUGUGCAAAUCAUUUAUGUAACUGUCUGAAAGCAGCAGUCACAACGACCAAGACUGCUGCCCUUCAGUACCCAUCUGUUCCAGCAGUACAGGACAUGGUUGACAGAGUUACAGACGUGUCUCAUGCUGUGUAUGAAUUAAAACAUGUGAUAUCACAGGCAGCGGCUUUAUAGCACCCAGUGUGAACAUUCAUUUGUAGGUUUAAACUUUUUUUUUCAUUUUUUUUGUUUUUGUUUUGAAUUUUCAGCCUUUCACAAAAUAAAAAAAAAUCGAACUACAUAUUAUAAGAAGAGGGAACCGUCCAGUACCACGCCAUUGUAUCAGUGUUUAAUGUGAUUAAGGGGAGGCAACUUUUAUAAAAAUAUUUCAAAGGAAAAAGUACUUUACGCGGGAGGUAACUCCUUCUUUCUUUAAAUGUUACUCUCAGAUCUCUUUAUAAAAAAGUGCUGGUUCUUUUUAGUUUAUUUUUGUUCUACAUUUCCUCCAUGUUUUUGUUUGAAUAUGUUACGUUUGAGAAGUCAUGGUGAUGUGCUUGUAUGUUGUGUUAAAAUUAUUAAGUGAUGCGAUGGGACUUCAAUGUCUAAUAAAUUGAGACAUUUAAUACAAUUUGUAAAAAUUAAUGAAAAGUUUGUUGUCAAAUGCAUUUUCCUUGUAUAUCUGCAUUAACUAAGUUCAAGCAGAAAAGUUUUUUUUGGUUGCUAUGCCAAUUUAUACUUUCUGAAGUAGAAUAAGUAAUUUUUGUUUAUGUAUUAAAUUUCAGUUAAAGAUAAUUAUGUAAUAAUAUCUGUGGUACAAAAUUUGGAUUCAAUAUGAAAUAGUCUGAACUUGUCAUUAUCAGGUAAAUGAGAAAUGUUUUAGGAUUUACAUUGAUAAUUGAAAGCUAUUCAUUUGUUAUAAAAAUCAUUAUAUUAAUUUUCUGUUUCAAGAUGAUCUUUCGUCUUAUUUAUUUUGGUUAGACUCUAUAGGUGACCAACAGUAAAUUGUACGUUUGUACGAGGUUGGAGGUGUUUCAUAGUUUGUCUAGAUUCUCUUAAAAACCUCAUUGUUCAUUGAUGUCAACCUAAUUAGUUCAAAUGUUUAUGUGAUUUCAAAGAUGUAUAUGACCAAAAAAUGUUCAUCAAAAAAAGGGAUAAUUACAGUUUUUGAAACAGGACAUAAUUUGUAUCUUCCUGAUAGUAACUCUUCAUAAUUGGAGGUUAAAAAUAUAUUAUUGGAGCUAUAAUAAGGAAAGUCUGUGAUGUCUUGAUAAAAAGAAGAGAAAAUGAUGAAAUGAAUUGUACAUAUUGAAAUAUAUUUUAAUAUAACUUAACGACAAAUAAAAAGUGACUCUGCUACAUUAUGCUGGGUUAAUUUAUUUGAGAAAUAGAUCAUCACUGUUGCCGUGUAUCAGUUUUUGAUCUUAUAUAUAUAUUUGUAUAUGUAACACUGUCUACAUUUGUACUAGAAAGUGCCUUUAUUUAAUCGUUGCCUUAUAAAACAUGCAUCUUUAUUAGGAUAUUCAGUAAGAUCUGCGUGUCCAGAAAAGAUCAGGAUUCUUUGUAACACCAUGUCAUCAUUUUCAUUUCUUAUUCUUACUUAUAAACAGAUUCUUACAUACGUCAAUUCAAAAAUGUAGAUAUCUGGCUCAAAGGGAGAUAACUUUAAUUGUAUUCAAUAUCACAACAGAUGUAGUUUUCAUUUCAAAUAUGCUUGUAUUUGAUAAAUUGUUGUUAUAUUCUUAGUGUUGUUAGUAAUAGGAAACAGUAAAUUUCAAAUCAAAACAGGACACAUGUUGUUACCCACAAUAAAUUCAAAGCUCUUAUAUUACAAGGUUCAGAUUUAAAUGGUAAAUUCUACCAAACAAAAUUUGAUAAUUCUACUGCCAUUUGAAUGAUUUAAAAUAAAGGAUAGUCAUAGGUGAAACAAAUUUUAUAUCUCCCUUUGAUAUUCUUUAAUGCUUAGUUAAAGUAAUAUAUCUAUAGAAAGGUUAACUUGAGAUUGACCUCAGGGUGACCUUAUGUUGACCUUUGUGUAAAUGUUACUAUUUAUAAUAUAGCUGCCAGAGAAGCAAUGUAACCAGCAGAUGUUUACAUCUCUAUAAGGUUUAUGUGUCUAUAUUGCUGAGCAAUAAAGUUACGUAUGAUAAUAUGAA